AAAAACGCACCUGGCCGCUCUUAUGUUGUUGCUACCUUCUAUGCCCGGUUUGUCUCGACACUCUCCCUCGAAGGCAACCUUCGUGUGGCGCACACCACCCGUUUGAUCAAAUUCUUCAACAGGCCCUACGUUGUCUUCCUCAACUUAUUAGCUAGCUCUGGAGCGACGAGUCGCGGUCGCAAAUAGAACCUCAGACCACAGUUACUCGUCCGCGCUCAUUUUCGACUGAGCCCCAACUCACGUCCGGUUACCAUUUCAAUAGCAUCGUAUAACAGUUUCAAGCUCUAGCAUUUGAAGCCUAAAAAACAAUUCAUUUCUGACGAAGUUUACGUUUUGAGUCUUUGACUAUGCAACGCUUGACAUCAAGAAUUUUAAGGACUGCGGCUUCUUAUUCUACGUCAACAACUUUACUCAACCAUGCGUCAUCGAACUGUGUUAUCCCGAAACAGUUUUCCCGUGCCUUGUCUUUGCAACCAAAUCUCCGAAAACUGCAAGAAAGAGCCAUCCCGGGAGAUUUUGUGAAAUGGGGUUGUCUUGGUUUCUUUAGGACUUCUAGGUUUGCCACUGGGUUCGCGCCAUUACAGCCGAAGCCGUUAGACUCGAUUAUGGAUAUCGAGAGGGUCAAGGAUCGCUCGGCCGAGGACAUCGCCUCGAUUUGGGAUGAUUAUCACUUGGGAAGAGGCCAUAUUGGGGCAUCUAUGAAAGCAAAUCUUUAUUACUUGUUGGAGCAAAGAGCUGCAGAUUGCCAGUAUUUUGUCAUUCCUUUGUGGAGAGGAAGUGGCUAUACAACAAUGUUCGCUCAAGUGCAGAUGCCACACAUUAUUUUCACUGGCCUUGAAGAUUACAAGGCAAGAGGAACUCAAGCAACUCCCUACUUCACGGUUUCUUAUCACAAAGAAUUUGCUGAAAGCAAGGACUUGGUACUUGUCCGUGGUGAUGUUGUGUUCACAAGCAAGCUUAGUGACACAGAGGCAAAAUGGCUUCUGGAGACUGCCCAAUCCUUUUAUUUGAAUGAUAUGAGGUACAAGCUGGUCGAGCGCUUCAACAAAGAAACGCGAGAUUUUGAGUUCAAGGAUGUCUUGCAAGCAUUAGACAUGCCUACUAUGUGAUCAGCCAAAAGACAAACUUUGGCUAAUAAGAGGGUGAAAGAGAGAGGAUUUUAGACGGUAAAGGAAUUGGCAUGGUUUAUAUUGCAACGGGAACGUUGUCAGCAUGCAGUUCAUGUUAAAGAGCGGAGUGAAGGUACUGGUUUUUGAUGCAUUUGAUGCAGUUCCUUUUUCUACCAGUAGAAGUGCUGGUAUUUUGCUUUUCUAUUUUUCCAUACUGAGAAUAGUAACUGUUUUUUUAAGCAUUAUUGUACUCUUGUGAGUGAUUUUGUUUUCGUUUUUUC
This is a messenger RNA of Juglans microcarpa x Juglans regia, 1390 nucleotides long. Its product is annotated as ATP synthase mitochondrial F1 complex assembly factor 1-like. Gene Ontology annotation, cellular component: mitochondrion. Gene Ontology annotation, biological process: mitochondrial proton-transporting ATP synthase complex assembly. The record is from RefSeq and is a predicted model, not a curated record. The coding region runs from base 348 to 1109 and encodes 253 amino acids. The transcript has 4 exons. NCBI's taxonomy places the organism in Eukaryota, Viridiplantae, Streptophyta, Magnoliopsida, Fagales, Juglandaceae.